Molecule: messenger RNA, 1122 nt
Organism: Closterium sp. Naga37s-1
Lineage: Eukaryota; Viridiplantae; Streptophyta; Zygnematophyceae; Desmidiales; Closteriaceae
Source: the annotation of a GenBank genome assembly
AUGGACUCACUCUAUGCCUUCUCGCCCAUUCUUAACAGAUGGUUUAAGUUUAGCGAGAUGGCAUCUUUCGGCCCCUUUCGCUUCACCGACAUAGUAGCAGUGAAGCACAAGCAGUGGAUGAAGCAGGCAUGCCACGUGGAGAUUGGAGUAGACUUCCUCCACAACGGUGGACGGGAUGGAUACGGCUUUCAGGGUGGAGAUGUGAGAGGAAGAGGAGGAGAGAGGAUGCGGUACAGGUGGGAUCGCCAGAUGGCAUCGUUCGACCCGCACAGACUGCAAUGGAUAGAAGCGGAUGAGGAGGAGGAGGAGGAAGAGGAGGAAGAGGAGGAAGAGGAGGAUUUUGAUCCUUUGCUCGAAGCUGGCACGAUGGAUGGAGACAGGCAUGCAGAUGCUGCUGUAGGUGGCAUGAUGCAUGCUGUUGCUGCAUCUGUCCUGCGCCUUGCCAACCGCCUCCUCACCCACGUCCCUCGCCACCUUGCCACCCGCCCCACACCCCCCCGCCCCCUCACCACCACCACCAGCACCACCACUAGCAGUGUGCAGGGUGGUGUGGAGGUUGAUUGUGGGAAAGGGCCGCGGGGAUGCCACAAGCAGCUGUUACUGCAGGCAGGUGCUGCGUAUGAUGCACUGAGCAACAGCCGACUGAUUAUGAAGCGAGAGUUGCUUGCGUAUAAAGGUGAGAAGUUGCAGUUAACUAUGAGGCGUUUGUUGACACGUGGACCUGAAGCAUCUGCUGUUGAUGCCGGGGGACGAGAGGGGGGGAGGAAGAAGGGAGGGAAGAAAGAUGCAAAGGUGGGUAUUCUGGUUAACGAAGAGAACGUGGUGAGGGUUAUGGCGUCAGGUGGAACAGGGAUUAAAAGAAACCAGGUGAUGAUCAUUCCUGUAGCUGCUGCUGCUGGUGGAUACGCGACUAGAUCUGCUGGUGGAGAAGGAAUGGCAGCUGGUGUUGGGGCUGCCGAUAGUAGAUUCGGAACUUCUGGAAGGAGAAUGGGGAGCAUCUUAUGUGUGGUUCAAAAGGGAAAACCUAUGGUGCUUUGGGAGGGAGUUCCGAAUGCCGUUUAUGAGAUUGAAGUGCCGUGGGGUGAACAUACGCCUAGUGUUGCUUUUGUAACGUGCAUGUGA